Molecule: messenger RNA, 1491 nt
Organism: Photinus pyralis (common eastern firefly)
Lineage: Eukaryota; Metazoa; Arthropoda; Insecta; Coleoptera; Lampyridae
Product: pre-mRNA-splicing factor RBM22-like
Exons: 5
Coding region: 114-1394 (426 amino acids)
Cellular component (GO): U2-type catalytic step 2 spliceosome; Prp19 complex; U2-type catalytic step 1 spliceosome
Molecular function (GO): metal ion binding; pre-mRNA binding; U6 snRNA binding
Source: RefSeq, a predicted model, not a curated record
UUUUAAAGUUAUUAUGUUGGCAGGCCUCAAUCAUUUGCCUUAUUUGACGUCUAUUUAUUUACCCUUCUGUUGAAUUAUUUGUAAUUUUUAGGUGAUUUACAAUCCAUAUCAAAAUGGCAAUGUCAAAGACAACAAAUACGUACAACAGACAAAAUUGGGAGGAUGCCGACUUCCCCAUACUUUGCCAAACAUGUUUAGGAGACAAUCCGUAUAUUAGAAUGACAAAGGAAAAAUACGGCAAGGAGUGUAAAAUUUGUGCGAGACCGUUUACAGUGUUUCGUUGGUGUCCCGGUGCGAGAAUGAGAUUUAAGAAAACUGAAAUAUGUCAAACGUGUAGCAAGUUGAAGAACGUGUGUCAAACUUGCUUAUUAGACUUGGAGUAUGGUCUGCCAAUUCAAGUGCGGGAUUCUGCUUUGAAGAUGCGUGACGAUUUACCUAAAAGUGAUGUCAAUAAGGAAUACUACAUCCAAAAUAUGGAACGAGAAUUGGCCAGGGCGGAAUCGGGUGCUGUUAUCGGUACGCGUACUGGGGAGCCCAACGAUUUAUUGAUGCGAUUGGCGAGAACUGCGCCUUAUUAUAAAAGAAAUAGGCCGCACGUCUGUUCCUUUUGGGUUAAAGGUGAAUGUCGACGAGGAGAAGAAUGUCCCUAUCGCCACGAGAAGCCUACCGAUCCGGAUGACCCGUUGGCAGAUCAGAACAUUAAAGAUCGGUAUUAUGGCAUCAAUGAUCCUGUAGCGGAUAAACUUCUCAAACGGGCAGCUGCCAUGCCCGCCUUACCUCCUCCGGAAGAUAAAACUAUUACCACUUUGUAUAUUGGUAAUUUGGGAACGUUAAAUGAGCAAGACAUAAGGGAUCAUUUCUAUCAAUAUGGUGAAAUACGUUCAAUCAGUCUGGUACCAAAACAGCAGUGCGCGUUCGUACAAUACACUACAAGAUCAGCAGCAGAAAAUGCGGCAGAAAAAACAUUUAAUAAAUUAAUCCUGGGCGGUAGAAGACUAACAAUUAAGUGGGGUCGUUCGCAAGGUAGACAGGGACCCACAAUUGGCAAUCCCACAGCAGAACUAUUUGAACCAGUACCCGGCCUUCCAGGAACUCUUCCAGAGUUGAGCAACAACUUUUUCAAUUUAGAACCCGGACACAUACCGCUACCUAACAUGCCGCCACCGUCAUCAUUAAUGGUACCUCCCAUGUUUGCACCGCCACCGAUGCCUCCUUUCUUUUUUACGCCAACGCAAGCAUCUGCAUUCGUUCCACCAGUGUCAAGUAGUCUUAGUACGGCUAGUAGUAGUACCGCAAGUAACGGGGACGUUAGCGGGAAACCAACUGUGCAUUAUCCUAGUCAAGACCCUUCUAGAUUAGGCGCGACACAAUUGUUAGCUGAUAGGCAGGAAUAGUAACGAAGCUACGAAGAUCAUCUUCACUUAGAAUAAGAACAAUGUUAUAGAAGAUAUGAUAAUAAUAAAAACAAUGCGUUUCUGAUCUUUUAUGGCA